Messenger RNA from Motacilla alba alba, 2084 nucleotides. It is a transcript of the gene ABCF1, whose product is annotated as ATP binding cassette subfamily F member 1. The coding region runs from base 17 to 1960 and encodes 647 amino acids. The record is from RefSeq and is a predicted model, not a curated record. Gene Ontology annotation, molecular function: ATP hydrolysis activity; ATP binding. The transcript has 20 exons. Lineage: Eukaryota; Metazoa; Chordata; Aves; Passeriformes; Motacillidae.
UGCGCGGUGCCCGGCCAUGCCGAAGGGAGCGCGGCCGGCGGGGGCCAAGCAGGAGGAAUGGAAGGGGGGCGAGGAGGAGGACCAGCCGGUCAAGAAGGGCCGGAAGGACCGGAAGGGCAAAAAAUCCUUCUUCGAGGCGCUGGCCGAGGAGGAGAAGGCGGGGCCGGACGCUCGCCUCAGCAAGAAGGACAAGAAGAAGAUGAAGAAGCAGGCGGAGUUUGAGCGGCAGGUGGCGUCGCUGCGGGCGGCGGCCAUGACGGGCGAGGGCGACUUCGCGGUGUCGCAGGCGGAGCUCUCCUCGCGCCAGGCCAUGCUGGAGAACGCCUCCGACAUCAAGCUGGAGAAGUUCAGCAUCUCAGCUCACGGCAAGGAGCUCUUCGUCAACGCCGACCUCUUCAUCGUGGCCGGGCGCCGCUACGGCCUCGUGGGGCCCAACGGGAAGGGGAAGACGACGCUGCUGAAGCACAUCAACAACAGAGCGCUGAGCAUCCCCCCCAACAUCGACGUGCUGCUCUGCGAGCAAGAGGUGCUGGCCGAUGACACGCCCGCGGUCCAGGCCGUGCUCCGCGCCGACACCAAGCGGCUGCGGCUGCUGGAGGAGGAGCGGCGCCUGCAGGGGCUCCUGGAGAGCGGCGACGACGCGGCCGCCGAGCGCCUGGAGAAGGUGUACGAGGAGCUGCGCGCCAUCGGCGCCGCCGCCGCCGAGGCCAAGGCCCGGCGCAUCCUGGCGGGGCUGGGCUUCACCCCCGAGAUGCAGAACCGGGCGACCCGCAAGUUCUCGGGGGGAUGGAGGAUGAGAGUCAGUCUGGCCAGGGCGCUGUUCCUGGAGCCGACGCUGCUGCUGCUGGACGAGCCCACGAACCACCUGGACCUGAACGCCGUCAUCUGGCUCAACAACUACCUGCAGAGCUGGAAGAAGACGCUGCUGGUGGUGUCCCACGACCAGGGCUUCCUGGACGACGUCUGCACCGACAUCAUCCACCUGGACGCGCAGAGGCUGCACUACUACCGCGGGAAUUACAUGACCUUCAAGAAGAUGUACCAGCAGAAGCAGAAGGAGCUGCUGAAGCAGUUUGAGAAGCAGGAGAAGAAACUGAGGGACCUCAAAGCCGGGGGCAAAUCCACCAAGCAGGCGGAGAAGCAGACGAAGGAGGCGCUGACCCGCAAGCAGCAGAAGUGCCGCCGCCGGGCGCCCUCCGAGGGCUCGGCCGAGGCCCCGGAGCUGCUGCGGCGCCCCCGGGAAUAUUCCGUGCGCUUCACCUUCCCCAACCCGCCCCCCCUGAGCCCCCCCAUCCUCGGCCUGCACGGGGUGGAUUUUGGCUACGAGGGGCAGGAGCUGCUGUUCCGCAACCUGGACUUCGGCAUCGACAUGGAGUCCCGAGUGUGCAUCGUGGGCCCCAACGGCGUCGGGAAGAGCACCCUGCUGCAGCUGCUCACCGGGGCCCUGGCGCCGCUCCGGGGGCAGAUGAGGCGCAACCACCGGCUGAAGGUGGGGUUCUUCAACCAGCAGGCGGCCGAGCAGCUGCGGCUGGAGGAGACGGCGGCCGAGUUCCUGCAGCGCAGCUUCAACCUGGCGCACCAGGACGCGCGGCGCUGCCUCGGCCGCUUCGGCCUCGAGGGCCACGCCCACACCCUGCAGAUCGCCAAGCUCUCGGGCGGGCAGAAGGCGCGCGUGGUGUUCGCCGAACUCGCCUGCCGGGAGCCCGACGUGCUCAUCCUGGACGAGCCCACCAACAACCUGGACAUCGAAUCCAUCGACGCCCUGGCCGACGCCAUCAACGAGUACAAAGGAGCGGUGAUCGUGGUGAGCCACGACGCGCGGCUGAUCACCGAGACCAACUGCCAGCUGUGGGUGGUGGAGGAGCAGGGCCUGAGCCAGAUCGACGGCGACUUCGACGACUACAAGCGCGAGGUGCUGGAGGCGCUGGGCGAGGUCAUGGUGCACCGGCCCCGCGAGUGACCGCCGGAGUGACCGCGGUGACCGGAGUGACCAGACUGACCGACAGAGUGACCACCGGAGUGGCCGCAGUUACCCGCAGUGGCCAGCAGGGGGCACGGGGAGGAAUAAAAUGGUGGUGGAGCAA